AUGGCUGCUAAAAUGCCUCUGCUGGAGACUGACGAAAAGAAAGAGGUUCAUAAGAGUGGAAUGCGAGGAAUGCUUAGUACUCAUGGGGAUCAUAUGAAAGUUGAUGCUGCUUCAUAUAGCGAGACGUUUACUACAGGAGGGAACGAUGGAAACGACCAACAGCAUGUGGAGAAGGAAGAAAAAUCUGAUCCUCGUCUUUAUUUCAAUCCUUCUAAUUCGUUAAUCAAUGUACGAGAUGGAGCAUCUAUAGGCAUAGCCAUGUCACCUGCGGAGGAAGUACGAGAAAUAUAUUUGAAAAAGAUGUUCAUUAUGCCACCAAAGCAUGAAUUUUAUUGCCCCCAUUGUGACGUUUGUAUCGACAAGGUGUUUUUUUGCACUACACGUGAACGUCCAGUUACUGGGAAUCCAGAUACUGAACCUAACUCAGAUAUUGAAGGUCCAGUGAGAUGCUCUGCAUGCUUCAGUUUACUCAUUCAAAAAGGCACACAGUUUUUAACUGGGUUGGUAUCACCACGUGUUCCAGAGUCAGGCCCAGAUCAUAGAUCCAUUACUAUGACAGAUUCGUCUAGCCCAACAGUAACACCACCAAUCAUCGUAACAGAAGGAAGUAGCAAAGGAUGGGAAAUUCUUAAAAGCAUGGUCUAUGGUGGUCUGGCUGAACUAUUAGCAAGCCUUAGUGUUGUGACAUCUGCAGCAAGUGCUGAUGCUACCACAUUGAGCAUUGUUGCUCUGGGUAUUGCAAAUCUGAUUGGUGGACUUUCCGUCUUGGGCCAUAAUCUUAAGGACUUAAAAGCUUCGCAACCUAGAGAAGAAGCCAAUGGUGAAACAAUAGCACAAGUGGAUAAAUAUUAUGAAUUAUUGGGAAAGAGGGAAAAUUUUCUUCUGCAUGGCUUUGUUGCUAUCUUAUCAUUCCUUAUAUUUGGAUUAGUCCCACCAAUAGUAUACGGUUUCUCAUUCCGUGGGAGUGAUGACAAGGAUCUCAAGCUUGCAGCAGUUGCAGGAGCUUCUUUAAUUGGUAUCACAUUGCUUGGUAUUGCUAAAGCUUAUAUCCAGAGACCUAACACUUACGUUACAUACAUCAAAACUGUGUCUUUCUAUGUCACUUGUGGAAUAUUGGCCUCAUUACUCACUUAUGUGGCUGGUGCAUUGAUGAAGAGACUCAUAGAACAACUUGGAUGGUUUCAGCCAGCAUCAAACUUGGCUUUGUCUAUUCCUCAGAUGGAUACGGAUAAACCUGCUGGAUGGGGUUCCUACUAA
Messenger RNA from Abrus precatorius (Indian licorice), 1257 nucleotides. RefSeq names its product membrane protein of ER body 2-like. The transcript is spliced from 6 exons. Bases 1 to 1257 code for a protein of 418 amino acids. The record is from RefSeq and is a predicted model, not a curated record. NCBI's taxonomy places the organism in Eukaryota, Viridiplantae, Streptophyta, Magnoliopsida, Fabales, Fabaceae.